UUAAAAUUUUAUUUUUAUAUUUAACAAAAAAAAGAAACCCUCUUCGUCGUCGUCGUCGUCUUCUUCUUCCUCGCUCCCGUUCCAUUUUCUAGGGUUUUCGUUUUUCGCUCGCUCGCCGAUCCGCGGGGAAGGGCGACGCCAUGGAGGAGGACGCGAAGAGGAAGGAGGAGCCGCGGAGGAGCGAUCGGGAGAGGGAGAAGCGGAGGGAGGAGCGCGACGGGGAGAUCCGGCGAUCGGAGGGUGAGCGGAGCUCCGGCGACAAGCACCACCAUCACCACCACCACCAUAAGAACCGCCACAGGGAGAAGGAGAAGGAGAAGGAGAAGGAGAAGGAGAAGGAGAGGGAGAGGGUGAAGGAGAAAGAGAAG
Molecule: messenger RNA, 368 nt
Organism: Ananas comosus (pineapple)
Lineage: Eukaryota; Viridiplantae; Streptophyta; Magnoliopsida; Poales; Bromeliaceae
Exons: 1
Source: RefSeq, a predicted model, not a curated record